Molecule: messenger RNA, 3374 nt
Organism: Owenia fusiformis
Lineage: Eukaryota; Metazoa; Annelida; Polychaeta; Sabellida; Oweniidae
Source: the annotation of a GenBank genome assembly
GCGCCAUCUCGUACCUGGAAAAGUUUGCAGAUACUGAUCAGCUUUAGUUAUGUCUAUGUAUCGCAAUCAAGGGGGAUCACGUGAUAGAGGUAUCAUGGGUCGUGAUAGAGACCGUGCAAUGGCACCCCCAAUGUCUCAGGAUCACAGAAGAAUGGGAGGUCGGGAAGAUCGCACAAGGCUGGAUCGUGAUACUCAGGAUCGAGGCAUGAUGGGAAAUAACAGAGGCAUGAUGGGUGGACAAACAAGUAGCGCAAAUCGUAUGUCAAUGGGUGGUAUGAGCCAGAACACGAUUAUGAGCAAUGCCGCAGCAGCCACACGUAGCAUUCUUGGGAGUCCUUCGGGAAUGGGUCAUCAAGGUGGAAACCCAGGGUUGCUAGGUGACACUCCACAGCAACAGCGUAUGAUGAAUCAGAUGCAGCAGCAGAACCUUGGCUCAUUUGGUCUCCUUGGAGAUGGCCCUGCACAGGAUCAAUAUGGUGGAUCUAAUAUAAGAGGGAAUUCUGGAGGUUCUAAGGCACCCAUGGGCAAUUCAAGUAUUCUUGGGAAUUUCAAUGGUUCAAAUGAGAGCAAAUUUGAUUCAUCCUACAACACUCCGUCUUCAAGAUCAAAUCAGUCUGCAGGACCUUUAUCAACAACUCAGUUGGAAUAUGCUGCCAACCUUCUUAAGGAUGCCAUCACUGUCACACAGAACAAGAUCGUAGGAGAACAACAACAGGACAUGCAGGUUGAAGUGCGCCACCAGCAGAAGCUCAUGCAAGAAAAACAGCGACUUCAGCAACAACAACAACAAGACUUGCUAAGGCAACAACAACAGGAGGCUCUGAGACAACAACAGCAAGAGGCAGCAUUACGUCAACAGGAGAUGCAACAGCAAAUGAAGAUAAAGCAACAACAGCAAAUGCUACAGCAACAACAAGAGCAGAUGCUGCAACAACAAAGAAUGCAACAGCAACUGCAACUGCAGCAAAACAUGCAGGGUUUCCAAGGCAACAUGCAGCAAAACAUGGCAAGAAACAUGCAGCCUAAUAUGGGUGGGCCUGGCAUUCUGGGAGCAAAACCCCUAUUUUCCCCAUUGGAGGCGGAGCGUGCACGGGCAGUGAUACGUAGUCGCCAGGCUGACAAACGUGAGCGUGACCGUCAUGGCAACAUUAUUCGUAGCCCUGGGCGUGAUAACAGAUCCAGAGGACGCGAUAAUGAUCGUAGAGAUAGAGAUCGGGAUCGUGGAAAGCGUCCACAUUCUCGAGAUCAUGAUUCAAAUAAGAGACAGCGUCGUAGCAGUGAGAGUCGAAGAAAUGAUCGUGAUCGACGUCCAAGUCGCAACCGGAGUGCUGAUCCCAAGAAGGAAACUCCUUCCAAGAAAGAAAAGACAACACCAGUUAAAGAAGAGAAGGAGUAUGACCCUGAAGAGCCAACUGAUGAUGUUGAGGAUGCCCCUAUGGAGACAUCUGAGGCCAAACCAGAAGACAUCAAAGUCACUGUAAAGAAGAAUUACAAGGAACGCUCUGUCGAGACAAAACCUAAAGAGGAGAAAUCUUCAGAGAAGAAGGAGGAAAAGUUGAAGGAUGAUGAAAAAGACAAGAAAGAUACUGGUGACAAAUCUAAGGCUAAGGAAGAAAAGGAGAGUGAGCCACCCAAGCUGAUGAUGGAAUGUCAUGCCUGCAAUGUCAAGUGUGAUGAGGGUAGCUUCAAACGCCACAUGAGUGGCCGACGUCAUGCUGAAAAGAUGGCGUCACUUGCAGGAGGCAAAGAUCAGAGCAGCGAUAACUUGUCUGCAGAAGAGCAGAAGAAAAAAGUUGCUGAGCAUCUGAGAGAAGUCGAGAAGAAAUAUGCCAAGAAACCUUCUCCUGGUGAAUGUGCAAUUUGCCAGAAACACUUUGGUGUCCGAGGCCUCCAGCAACACUACAGAGACUCUGAACAUAAGCGAAGACAGAGACUAUGUGAUAAGGGUUGUAUUCUGUGUAAGACUGGCAAGUUUGCCAACUACUCUGUCUACUGCGACCAUCUCAACACCAAGAGCCACAAAGAUAACAAGGCAGAGCUGCAGGUCAAGUUGAAGGCACAGAAAGAAGAAGAAGAGAAAGAAAGAAGGGAGAAAAGAGAACAAAGGCACAAAGAACGCGAGGAACGAGAAAAGAAGGAGAAAACUGAGAAGGCAAAAGCAGAAGAGGAGAAAAAGGAGAAGUUGAAGGAGAAGAUUACUGUCAGUGUACCUGAUGAAUACAGCCCUGAACUCGCUGUUGGUCAAGAGUAUGUGGUUCCUGUAUCUGGAUUUUUCUGUAAGUUGUGCCACAAGUUCUACAACAAUCAAACUGCAGCCAAGGUCACCCAUUGUACUUCUCUGCCUCACUAUGAGAAAGUCAAGGAAGCAAUCAAGAAGAGAGAUUCUUUCCUGCGUGUCCGUGCUGCUAAGGCUUCUGCCGCAGCUAAGGCAAAAGCUGAGGCAGUGGAGAAAACACCUGAACCAGUUGAAGUGAAAGACGAGGUCAAAGAGGAGGUUAAGGAAGAAGUCAAAGAGGAGACCAAAGAUGAAGUUAUUGAUGACGAAAUUGACGAAGCCGUACAAAAUGGGGAGGAUGAAUCCAUGGAAGAGCAAGUUGAGGAUCAUAGGGAGGAAGAAGAGAAGAUGGAAGAGAAUGUUAUCACAAUGGCAAUUGAAGAUGAGGCAGAGGAGGAGGGAGGUGAUACAGAAGAGGAGACAGCCAAGGUGGAUGAAGAAAAGGAGGCAGCCGCUGAGGCUGAGGAAAUCCUGCUUGCAGAGGCGAGUGAUGAUCUUGGGACAGAUGAAGAUGCCGUUGAAGUUGAGCCAGAGGUGGUCCCUGUUAAGAAGCCUACCGCGGCUAAACGAACUCCCAGAGGACGUGCACGAGGCCGUGGGAGAGGACGAGGAAAGAAAUAAACUUUUUCAAUUGUUUUUGUGACAUCAAAUUGUUAUAUAAUUUGACAUCACAAUGGACUCUAUAAACUCCAGACGUUAAAAAGGAUUGAAUAAAAUUCAUCAUGGCGAUAAUCACAAUCGUCAUGCAUAUAUCAAUCAUGCAGGUUUAUUUUAGUAUAAAGCUUGGAAUAAUAAAUUUUUAUCUUUCUCUCUUUAUUGAAACAAUUUCAAUUUCAGUCUCAAAAUGCUUUGUAUUGUAUGAACGAUCUAAAAUAUAAAAAUGAAAUAAUGUUUAUUCUGUUCUUCAGAGAAACCAAUUUAUUUCGAGACUCAACCUGAAUCCAUAAGUCUUUUUCAAGAUAUGAAUUUUUAAAAAUAUAAACGAACAGCAUACAUCUAUAUUACAGUGUAUAUUUGUAGUCUUGAUAAAAUAAAUUGAUUUCUCUCAAGUAAACCAGAGAGAUGAACUUACAUAGAACUACUUCAUAAUACUUUUUUA